This is a messenger RNA of Monopterus albus (swamp eel), 1375 nucleotides long. It is a transcript of the gene rbbp8nl, whose product is annotated as retinoblastoma binding protein 8-like. The record is from RefSeq and is a predicted model, not a curated record. NCBI's taxonomy places the organism in Eukaryota, Metazoa, Chordata, Actinopteri, Synbranchiformes, Synbranchidae. The transcript has 7 exons. The coding region runs from base 11 to 1288 and encodes 425 amino acids.
CAACCUGAAAAUGGAGAACAAGAAACUUAGAGAUGAGAUCAGGAAUUUAAGAGCAGGUCUCGACAGAUGUCACACUGACCACUCCUCCAACAGCACCGCCACAGAUGUCAAACCAAAUAGCUCCCCUGACCUUUCUCCCUCUUCUGUACCUGUGGCCCUCAUCAAUGCCGCAAGCAGCCAGCCAAGCAGCCAGCCAACAGAUGGCGAUGUUGUAGUGAAAUCCAAAAGAACUGAAGAAGCUGAACACAGACAAUUGAGAGGGAUGAGUAAAAGCAAUUUUUUCUCACAGGAGUCAUACAAGCCUUUUUUGCUGUCAUCUCUCAUAACACCUUCCUGGAAGGCAGACCACAGUGGGACUCGGGCAGGAGAGAGAAGAGCUCAAAGUGUUGAAGGACUGGACCAGCGACCUUCCAUCCCUCCUCAAGCUCUCCUUCUUAAGAAUGCUUCUUCUUCAGCUGGUGGAGAUGUGAUCCCCAGCAGACAUGUGCUCCAUGCUCCGGUUCCCUGCCGUCCUCAGCCAAUCAAUAGCACUCGUGCUGUCCCAUGGCCCUUAUCUGAAUCAUGUGACUGGGUGACUGCAACUGCUGCUGCAGCAGCCAACCUGAUGCCACGGCCUUCUUCCAAAACAAACCCACUAUGCAUUCCCAGCCUGCUCCCAACUAGCCCGAGAAGGCAGAAUAUUGGGUCCCAAUGGCUCAAGCAGAGCACUCUUCAGACCCCUGCUAAAGAGCCAACUGUGGUGUUCAGAUUGAGGAAUUUGCCAGAGCAUGUGGAGAGUCAAACUAAGCCCCAGGAGAAAAAGGAGAUCCCACUGCCCAGGGUUGCUGCAGAAGGGCUUAGAGAGGCGUAUGAGGGGCCUCUGGACCUGUCGGAUCGAGGAAAGUCCAAAUCCAACCAAGAGCCAAGAGAUGAUUCGCCUUUAGCCUUACAAGAUGUACCAAGAGUAGAGAAGAGCCCUGACAAGAAUGUGAAGGCAGAUCCAGCUGCACAUGUACCAAUAUCAUCACCUUCACCUGUCAUCCCUCCCUCAUCCUCCACUACACCACCAGUCAGACAACAAGAGGAGGAACCUACCCUUGAUUUUAACCACAAGGCAUCAACACCUGCAGUUGAGCUCAUAAGCAGCUCUGAUGAGCGGGAUGAGGAGGGUAAUGCGUCCAGCCAGAGCUGUAAGAGGAAGCGAGCGUCUGUGGAGACAGAACCCGACAGAGACUCAGACACAGAAGACAUCCGCAAUGAAAGGACAAUCAAGAUCACCGUGAGAACUGAGGAGACAGGCCUGAGCUAAAGAGAAUUAUAUCAGAUGGCUGAUUCAUUUGGUGACCCCACUGAAACUGAUUGUUUUGGUGCAGUGCAACAAGAUGAAAAGCUAAUG